This is a messenger RNA of Syzygium oleosum, 1743 nucleotides long. RefSeq lists its product as uncharacterized. NCBI's taxonomy places the organism in Eukaryota, Viridiplantae, Streptophyta, Magnoliopsida, Myrtales, Myrtaceae. The record is from RefSeq and is a predicted model, not a curated record. The transcript is spliced from 3 exons. Bases 227 to 1561 code for a protein of 444 amino acids.
CCAAGUCACUCCUCUCUGCUUAUCCUGCGCACCCCCACACCACCCGCGAUGAUGUCGCCGGCGGCCCCGUCGUCCAGUACCGCCGUCCUCCUCAUCAGAAUCUCCCGCUACCGGCGGCACUGAAGAAGCAAAACCCGAAACUAACCGAGAUCGAGCCCCCGGCCCCGCCCCCGACGGCUGGGGAUUUUUUGAAUUGGAUUUUUAGCAGCUCCCGCGAGCUCCGGCAAUGGAGGGACCGAAGAGCCAGUCGUCGGCCGUGCUCACCAGAUCGAAGUCGUCCCUCCUCCGCUCCUCCCCGACCGUCCGGUCCUCCAUCCACAGCCUCUCCUCCGUCGCCGAGGACGACUUGCUCCCUUCUCACCACCAGCCCCAGCACCAGCCGCAGCCGCAGCCGCAGCGCGACUCGGUCGACGAGGAGAAGGCGAGGAGGCGGGCCCCACGCCGGCCCGGCCCGACCGGAUCGAGCCGGUUCGGGCCGGCCCUCGCCCUGGCCUCCCUGGCCUUCUCCACCGUCUUCUUCGUCUGCUUCUUCAGUUCCAGGAGGGACGCGGCCCCGGCGACGACGGCCUCCGAGAACCUCCUCCUGGCCCUCAUCUUCGUCGCCGUCGCGCUCUUCUUCGUCUCCAGGAACAAGCCCCUCAUCGAGCGCAACCUGUCGACGAUCAAGCACCUGUACAGCCUCAACGCCAAGAGGCUAGGGUUCGCGCGGGGCAACGGGAGGGGCGUGCAGUGGUUCAUCGGCGGCGACUCGAGCGCCGGCGACGCCAAGGCCGCGAUCAGGGAGAAGAAGAAGAUAAUCCGCGAGGGAGUGGAGUUCUACAGCAAUGGGGAUUACUACGAGGGCGAGUUCCACAAGGGGAGGUGCAAUGGGAGCGGCGUGUACAAUUACUUCGUCAACGGGCGAUACGAAGGGGAUUGGAUCGACGGCAAGUACGAUGGGUACGGGAUCGAGAGCUGGGCUCGCGGUAGCCGCUACCGCGGGCAGUACCGGAACGGGCUGAGGCACGGGUUCGGCGUGUAUAGGUUUUACACGGGGGAUUCGUAUGCCGGAGAGUGGUGUAAUGGGCAGAGCCAUGGGGUUGGGGUGCAGAGUUGUGCUGAUGGGAGCUGCUAUGUUGGGGAAUUCAAGUGUGGGGUCAAGCAUGGACUUGGGUGUUACUAUUUCAGGAAUGGAGACAGAUAUGCUGGUGAAUAUUUUGGCGAUAAAAUUCAUGGAUUCGGUGUCUACCAUUUUGCCAAUGGCCAUUGCUACGAGGGUUCUUGGCACGAAGGUUCGAAGCAAGGCUAUGGAAUGUACACUUUCCGAAAUGGUUAUUCGAAAUGCGGUGAAUGGGACUCUGGUUCCCUCAAGAGCCCUUUACCCCCACUGACUGACACAGUUCUUCGAGCAAUUCAGGCUGCCAGAAAGGGAGCUGAAAAUGCAAUUCACCUCCGCCGAGUGGACGAACAGGUGAACAAGGCCAUCUUGGCUGCGAGUAGAGCUGCGACCGCUGCUAGAGUUGCCGCUGUGAAAGCUGUUCAGAACCGGAUGGACGGCAAGUUUUGUGACAUAGAAGCUUAACUGAGGGUGGCUUUUAAGGUUUUGUCUGAAAGUGUACAUUUGACUAAUCUUUAUGAUCACGGAAGUCGUCGCCCCGGCAAGCACAAGCUCGUCGGAGGUUGAGAUCUCCUCUUUUCUAUUGAUCACAAGAAUGUAACUUGUACAUAAGCGAUGUGUAUCAAUGAAAUGAGGAAUUUGUUUUU